Messenger RNA from Acanthosepion pharaonis, 5274 nucleotides. The record is from the annotation of a GenBank genome assembly. NCBI's taxonomy places the organism in Eukaryota, Metazoa, Mollusca, Cephalopoda, Sepiida, Sepiidae.
AUGUUCCUUUGUCAUUGUUUUUUUUUUUUUCUUUACACUUUCUGGUCAUUUUUUCUUUUUUCAAUCGUGUUUUUUCUUUACUUUGUCCUUUUUACUCUUCGCUUUAAUAUUUUCUGCACAAUUGUGUCUCUUAUCGUGUCUCUUUUUUUGCUCUUCUCUUUACACUCUCCAUUGUGUCUCUUCUUCACUGUAUUCUUUAACUCUCCUCUUCCUUUACAGUCUCAUGUUUAUACCUGGUCGUGCUUCUUUUGCUCUUUUUACACUCUCCAGUUGUCUCUUUUUCACUGUAUUCUUUUUAUACUCUCUGGUUGUCUCUUCUUUUACAUUCUCGGUUUAUACAUGGUCGAGCCUCUUUUUUGCUUUCUCUUUUACACUCUCCAGUUGUCUCUUUUUCACUGUAUUCUUUAUACCUCUGGUCGUGCCUCUUUUUUUGCUCUUCCCUUUGCACUCUCAGUUGUGUCCUUUUCACUGUAUUCUUUAUACUCUCUGGUCGAGCCUUUUUUUGCUUCUUUUACACUCUCCAGUUGUGUCUCUUUUUCACUGUCUUUAUAUUCUCUGGUCGUGCCUCUUUUUUUGCUUCUUUACACUUCCAGUUGUGUCACUCUUCACUGUAUUCUUUCUCUGGUCGUGCCUCUUUUUGCUCUUCUCUUUACACUUUUAUUUGUCGUGCCUUUUUUUGCUCUUUUUACACUCUCCUUUUCAUGUCUUCUCUUUACACCUCCAGUUGUAUCUCUUUUUCACUGUAUUCUUUAUACUCUCUGGUCUCCUUUUUUGCUCUUCUCCUUUACACUCUCCAGUUGUGUCUCUUUUUUCACUGUAUUCUUUAUACUUCUGGCCGUGCUCUUUUUUUGCUCUUCCUUUACACUCUCCAGUGCCUUUUCUUUUUUUAUACUCUCUGGUCUCUUUUUUGCUCUUCUCUUUACACUCUUGUGUCUCUUUUCAGUUGUUUUCUUUUUUUCACUGUAUUCUUUAUACUCUCUGGUCGUGCCUCUUUUUUGCUCUUCUCUUUACACUCUCCAGUUGUGUCUCUUUUUCACUGUAUUCUUUAUACUCUCUGGUCGUGCCUCUUUUUUGCUCUUCUCUUUACACUCUCCAGUUGUGUCUCUUUUUCACUGUAUUCUUUAUACUCUCUGGUCGUGCCUCUUUUUUGCUCUUCCCUUUACACUCUCCAGUUGUGUCUCUUCUUCACUGUAUUCUUUAUACUCUCUGGUCUUCACUCUUCUCUUUACACCUCUCCAUUGUGUCUCUUUUUCAUGUAUUCUUUCUGGUCGUGCCUUUUUUUUGCUUUUUUUACACUCUCCAGCUCUUUUUCUGUAUUCUUUUACUCUUUGGUCGUGCCUCUUUUUGCUCCAGUUGUGUCUCUUUUUCACUGUAUUCUUUAUACUCUCUGGUCGUGCCUCUUUUUUGCUCUUUUUUCUGUAUUCUUUAUACUCUCUCUCUUUACACUCUCAGUUGUGUCUCUCUAUUUUUCUUUAUACUCUCUGGCCGUGCCUCUUUUUUGCUCUUCUCUUUAUUUUAUGCCUCUCUUUUUUAUUUUGUGUCUCUUUUCAUUAUUUUUUUUGCUCUUCUCUUUACACCCCAUUUUUCUUUAUACUCUCUGGUCGUGCCUCUUUUUUUGCUCUUCCUUUACACUCUCAGUUGAGUCUCUUUUUCACUGUAUUCUUUAUACUCUCUGGUCGUGCUUUUUUUUGCUUCUUCUCUUUAUCCUGUCACUCUGUUUUCUUUAUAUUUUCUUUGCCUCUUUUUUGCUUUCCCUUUACACUCUCAGUUGUGUCACUUUUUUCACUGUAUUCUUUAUACUCUCUGGUCGUGCUUUUUUUAUCCAGUUGUUCUCUUUUUUCAAUCUUCUCUUUAUCCUCUUUUUUUGAUUAUUUUUUUGCUCUUCCUUUAUCUUUUUCAUCCUCUUUUCAUAUUUUCUUUAUUACCAUAGAUUUUUUUUAUUUCUCCUCAUUUAUAUUUUUCUCUUCAUCUUUAUUAAUUUUUGUCUUUCCUUCCCUUCUCAUUUUUUCACCCACUUCCUCUUUUUUUUUUGUCUUUUUUCUCUUCCCCAAAUUUACCUUCUUCCUCUUCUCCCCCACACCAUAUUUACUCUCCUCUUAUUUCUUUCUCAUUUAUCAUUUACUUUCUUCCCUCUAUAUCUUAUUAUUCAUCAUAAAAGGAAGCCUGAUAGACCUAAUGAAUAUUCACCAUCUCAAUCAUUCCAUACAGAAUUCUGCCAUCAUACAUUAUUUUCAACUCAUAUUCUUCAGACCAAAAUUUAAAAAAAGAAAAAUAUUUUUGUUUAACUCUUUCUCUCUAUCCUCUCUUCUAUUUCUCUCCAUCCUCUCUUCUUUCUCUCUAUCCUCUCUUCUAUUUCUCUCCAUCCUCUCUUCUUUCUCUCUAUCCUCUCUUCUAUUUCUCUCUAUCCUCUCUUCUUUCUCUCUAUCCUCUCUUCUUUCUCUCUAUCCUCUCUUCUAUUUCUCUCUCUCUCUUUUCUCUCUCCAUCCUCUCUUUCUUCUUUCUCUCUAUCCUUCUAUUUCUCUCCAUCCUCUUUCUUUCUCUCUAUCCUCUCUUCUCUUUCUCUCCAUCCUCUCUUCUUUCUCUCUAUCCUCUCUUCUAUUUCUCUCCAUCCUCUCUUCUUUCUCUCUAUCCUCUCUUCUAUUUCUCUCCAUCCUCUCUUCUUUCUCUCUCCAUCCUCUCUUUCUUCUUUCUCUUUAUCCUCUCUUCUAUUUCUCUCCAUCAUCUCUUCUUUCUCUCUAUCCUCUCUUCUAUUUCUCUCCAUCCUCUCUUCUUUCUCCUCUUCUAUUUCUCUCCAUCCUCUUUCUUUUUCUCUCCAUCCUCUCUUCUUUCUCUCUAUCCUCUCUUCUAUUUCUCUCCAUCCUCUCUUCUUUCUCUCUAUCUCUCUUCUAUUUCUCUCCAUCCUCUCUUUCUUUCUCUCUAUCCUCUCUUCUAUUUCUCUCCAUCCUCUCUUCUUUCUCUCUAUCCUCUUCUAUUUCUCUCCAUCCUCUCUUCUUUCUCUCUAUCCUCUCUUCUUUCUCUCUAACCUCUCUUCUCUCUCCAUCCUCUCUUCUUUCUCUCUAUCCUCUCUUCUCUCCAUCCUCUCUUCUUUCACUCUCCAUCCUCUCUUCUUCUUUCUCUCCUAUUUCUCUCCAUCCUCUCUUCUUUUCUCUCUAUCCUCUCUUCUAUUUCUCUCCAUCCUCUCUUCUUUCUCUCUCUCCAUCCUCUUUUCUUCUUUCUCUCUAUCCUCUCUUCUUCUUCCUCUCUUCUUUUCUCUCUAUCCUCUCUUCUAUUUCUCUCCAUCCUCUCUUCUUUCUCUCCAUCCUCUCUUUCUUCUUUCUCUCUAUCCUAUUUCUCUCAUCCUCUCUUCUUUCUCUCUAUCCUCUCUUCUAUUUCUCUCCAUCCUCUCUUCUUUCUCUCUCCAUCCUCUCUUUCUUCUUUCUCUCUAUCCUCUCUUCUAUUUCUCUCCAUCCUCUCUUCUUUCUCUCUAUCCUCUCUUCUAUUUCUCUCCAUCCUCUCUUCUUUCUCUCUCCAUCCUCUCUUUCUUCUUUCUCUCUAUCCUCUCUUCUAUUUCUCUCCAUCCUCUCUUCUUUCUCUCUCCAUCCUCUCUUUCUUCUUUCUCUCUAUCCUAUUUCUCUCCAUCCUCUCUUCUUUCUCUCUAUCCUCUCUUCUAUUUCUCUCCAUCCUCUUUCUUUCUCUCUAUCCUCUCUUCUCCAUCCUCUCUUCUUUCUCUCUAUCCUCUCUUCUAUUUCUCUCUAUCCUCUCUUCUUUCUCUCCAUCCUCUCUUUCUUCUUUCUCUCUAUCCUUUCUCUCCAUCCUCUCUUUCUUUCUCCCCAUCCUCUCUUCUAUUUCUCUCCAUCCUCUCUUCUUUCUCUCUCCAUCCUCUCUUUCUUCUUUCUCUAUCCUCUCUCUCUCUCCAUCCUCUCUUCUUUCUCUCCAUCCUCUCUUUCUUCUUUCUCUCUAUCCUAUUUCUCUCCUCUCUUCUAUUUCUCUCCAUCCUCUCUUCUUUCUCUCUCCAUCCUCUCUUUUCUUCUUUCUUUCUAUCCUCUCUUCUAUUUCUCUCCAUCCUCUCUUCUCCAUCCAUCUCUCUUCUUUCUCUCUAUCCUAUUCUCUCCAUCCUCUUCUCUCCUCUCAUCCUCUUCUCUUCCUCUUUCUCUCUCCAUCCUCUCUUUCUUCUUUCUCUCUAUCCUCUCUUCUAUUUCUCUCCAUCCUCUCUCUUUCUCUCUCCAUCCUCUCUUCUUUCUCUCUCCAUCCUCUCUUUCUUCUUUCUCUCUAUCCUCUCUUUCUCUCCAUCCUCUCUUCUUUCUCUCUAUCCUCUCUUCUAUUUCUCUCCAUCCUCUCUUCUUUCUCUCCAUCCUCUCUUUCUUCUUUCUCUCUCCUCUCUUCUAUUUCUCUCCAUCCUCUUCUUUCUCUCUAUCCUCUCUUCUAUUUCUCUCCAUCCUCUCUUCUUUCACUCUCCAUCCUCUCUUUCUUCUUUCUCUCUAUCCUAUUUCUCUCCAUCCUCUCUUCUUUCUCUCUAUCCUCUCUUCUAUUUCUCUCCAUCCUCUCUUCUUUCUCUCUCCAUCCUCUCUUUCUUCUUUCUCUCUAUCCUCUCUUUCUCCAUCCUCUCUUCUUUCUCUCUAUCCUCUCUUCUCUCUCCAUCCUCUCUUCUUUCUCUCUCCAUCCUCCUUUCUUCUUUCUCUCUAUCCUCUCUUCUAUUUCUCUCCAUCCUCUUCUUUCUCUCUCAUCCUCUCUUCUUUUCUCUCCAUCCUCUCUUCUUUCUCUCUCCAUCCUCUCUUUCUUCUUUCUCUCUCUUUCUCUCUCUUCUAUUUCUCUCCAUCCUCUCUUCUUUUUCUCUCUAUCCUCUCUUCUAUUUCUCUCCAUCCUCUCUUCUUUCUCUCUAUCCUCUCUUCUAUUUCUCUCCAUCCUCUCUUCUUUCUCUCUAUCCUCUCUUCUAUUUCUCUCCAUCCUCUCUUCUUUCUCUCUAUCCUCUCUUCUAUUUCUCUCCAUCCUCUCUUCUUUCUCUCUAUCCUCUCUUCUAUUUCUCUCUAUCCUCUCUUCUUUCUCUCUCCAUCCUCUCUUUCUUCUUUCUCUCUAUCUCCUCUUUAUCCUCUCUGUCCUCUCUUUCUCUCUAUCCUAUCUUUCUUUUCUUUCUCUCUAUCCUCUCUUUUUCUGUCCAUUUUCUCUCACUUUCUUCUUCUUUCUCCUUCCUCUCACUUUCUCUUUCUCCUUCCUCUCACUCUCUCUUUCUUUCUAUCCUUUUCUUUUCUCUCUUUCUUUCCAUCUUUCACUUUGAAUAAAAUAUUUAUUUGCAUUUAA